Molecule: messenger RNA, 1244 nt
Organism: Pelagomonas calceolata
Lineage: Eukaryota; Pelagophyceae; Pelagomonadales; Pelagomonadaceae
Source: the annotation of a GenBank genome assembly
CCCAUCGAUUAAAAGGCUGCCCCCUCCACGCCGUCGCGGCUGCAGCCUCCGCCACGAUGCGUCUCGAGGCCGAGCUCCACAUGCGGGCCCUCGCGCGCAAACAGAAGCGCGACCUGGCCGCCCAGGCUGCGGUGGGCACCGGGCUCGCGGCCAGUGAGCACGGCGACUCGUCGACGGAACACUCGAUCCGGCAGAUCGGCCUUGGAGGCCAGGAGCGCAGCGUCAUGGACGCGCCCAAGGGCAACCCCUGGGACGCGCUGUCAGGUGGCGGUGACACGACGUACGCGAGCUCGCGGCGCACGGGCCGGAGUACGCCGAAACCGGCGCCGCGGCCCGUCGCCAUCGUCCGGCGCCCAGCAUUACCGCCGGGCGAGCAGGACUGGCUUUUAGAUGAAGCGAACGAAAUGGCGCCGCCGCGCGGCCCGCCGCCGCGCGCGCUCGGCCAGCCCUUCGGCCGGAAGCUCGUGAGUUUUGAAGGAGACGGCAAGUCCAUGGGCAACUCGACCUUCAGUAGGAACCCCUGGGAGCACGCCAAGAAGAUGGAGGCCUUCUUCACGGGCAUCCCGCCGCCGCGAAAGUCGCUCCUGCCGCCCGAGAGUUCCGUCGACUGGGAGACGCAGUCGCACGCCUUUGGGCGCGACCACAGCGGGUUGACAAAUGAGGCGCGCCACGCGGCGCUGGGCAACCGUUUCGCGGACCCCGAGAGGGGUGCUACCUUGACUUUGAGACGGGCGUUGCCGCUCGCGCGGUGCUCGACGCCAGCUUUGGCGUUCCGGGCGCCUCCUAGGAAAGAUGCCGGCGCCUUCUCGAGAGACUUCCUGAAACGGACGCGGACGGGCACCGUCGAGGAGCGGUACCACCAGGCGACGCACAAGAAGAUGAAUAUUAGAGGAACGGGCUGCAUCGUCGACCGCGACCCGGGCAUCUCGUGGGACAUGGCCUGUCAGGCGCACGAGGACGCUGGGGCAUUGGGCGGGCCCGACGUGUUCGGCGUCGUCGACGACGGCGUGCUGCCGCGGCGGCCGGCGGGCGCGGCGCACGUGCACUGCGCCGUCUACGGCCAGGUGUUUGGGGGGCCGCCGGUGGACGUGACGAUGCAUUAUGAUCGCCAAACUAGAGGAUUUACCGAAGAAGAAAGACGCAUGUUCCUGCUGACGGGCGAGCGCAAGCGGCGGCACUCGGAGCGGCGCCAGCUGCGGACGCGCACGAUCCCGGGCUUGGGCGAGUAAACAUACAUCACGUUA